Molecule: messenger RNA, 363 nt
Organism: Fusarium graminearum PH-1
Lineage: Eukaryota; Fungi; Ascomycota; Sordariomycetes; Hypocreales; Nectriaceae
Exons: 2
Coding region: 1-363 (120 amino acids)
Source: RefSeq, a predicted model, not a curated record
AUGGAGGAGACUAACCACGGCGCGAAAGAGGAGAGGCAGAUGGUCGUGGAUCGAGGAAACAGCUCUAUUUAUACUGAAGCUCAGGAGACGAGAGAAUCGCAGGCGGACAGGAAUGCGACGAGCAAGCAAGGCGAACAAGGCGACGACUUUUCGAGUGGCUCGCGAGAUGAGACUAGGAUGUGUAUGGGGUUGGAAGUGCUAAAGUGGUGGUGGUUAGGUAGAUGUGGAAAUGGAAUGGUUGAAUGGGUGCAUCCCCCCACUGUAGAGACGAGACACGCCUCGCUCGAUACGCGCACCUUGUUGACGCACUAUGGCCCUUUAUGGCAAGACAUGGUCGCUGCCUUUAAAAGGUUCUUAAAGUGA